Molecule: messenger RNA, 4284 nt
Organism: Xenopus laevis (African clawed frog)
Lineage: Eukaryota; Metazoa; Chordata; Amphibia; Anura; Pipidae
Product: gastrula zinc finger protein XlCGF48.2-like
Exons: 10
Coding region: 304-2268 (654 amino acids)
Source: RefSeq, a predicted model, not a curated record
UUUGCUCCGACCCGAUUAUUAUUCUACUCGCGCGCGAAGAAUGGGGUGGGCGUGGCUAGCAGGAUGGCUGUGGGCAGGGUCCGAGACUGCACGUGACUGGUGACGCGAUAGGCCGUUUAGCAACUUGGAACUAGCGUCUCCACUCUUCCUGUCAAAUCGCGGCUUCCCUCACUUCCGCUAUCCAAGCGCUGCGCUUCCUCUCUACGGUCACGUGGCAUAGUGAUGUCACGAAAGACCCCAGAGGAUCCGUCUGCGCCGGGAUAAGUGAAGAAUUGGGAUCUGAGGCUUAGUCUUAAAACAACCAUGACCAUCAAGAAAGACAAGAAGAAGAUGACUGAGCGGAUAGUGAAUCAUGCGCUGGAGAUAAUCUUCCUGCUUACUGGGGAGGAAUACAUCAUUAUGAAGAAGAAUGCUCCCCAAAGCAUACACCUUCUAACUGGAGAGGUCCAUAUAAAGAGUGGAGAUGCUGCUGUCUAUUUUUCCACAGAAGAGUGGGAAUAUAUAGAGAGACACAAGGAGUCUUACAAUGAUGUUAUGAUGGAGACCCUCGGUAGUUUGGGAAUACCAACCAGCAAGACCUCUGGUAAAAUUGCCGCUGAGGUUGCAUUAGAUAAGGAUCAAAAAGAAAAGCCCUAUGCAAUAAGGAGACUGAACACUGAAGUACAGGAAAUCGGUGGAAUUGUCGGUCCUGGUGGGAGUAAGCCAGGGUUUGAACCAGACAUUGAUCAGAAUGAACCAUGUGCAGUAAUAUGUGUGGACGAUAAAGAGGAAGAAAUAUGUAUAAAUGGUGACUCGGUCUCAAUUCUUCCAGGUGAGAUCAAUGAAGUUAUGUCAGAUAUAGAAAACAAAGGGGAGCCAUUUGCAGACAGUAGCCUGGAAGACACUAUGCAGAUCAUCUGUGUGAAUGCUGACUCAGGUGAAUCAUCAGUUGUGGAUAUUUUAGAAGAAUCCCAGCCUGCCACAUGUAUAUCAGAUGAGGUAGCAGAUGAUGACACGGACAAAAACAACUCAGAGGUUGCAACAGAAGUGGAGCAAAAAGUGAAGCAACUUGCAGUAAGGUGCUUGGACGAUGAAGAUGAGGAAGUCUUUGUGAGCUCUGGCUCAGGUGGCUCUUGGAGCAGAAGAAUGUCAGAAGAAUACCAAACAACCGUAUGCAUGUCCCAUGAGCUAGCAAAAUAUGAAUCCAGUGUGUUUCAUGGGCUUCAAGCAGAUAAUUCUAAGGGGAACCUGGCUUUGUGGAAACGGGGAGACACCAUAUUUGCUUCGCAGUCUUAUCAGUGUAAAGAAAAUACAUUGGCUCUGAAUGAGAAGUUUGACUAUAGCAGCGAUGAUGCCCUUCAGGAGGCUAUGAAACAUAGCAGUAGAGAGAAGACAAUCGGUUCUAAAGUCUCCUCUGGAAAAUCUGGUUGUGAAUACUACGCACUUGCCGAAGACACCCCUUUUAAUUGUAACGUUGUUAAUAAUCCCUACGUGACCACUCAGCAGAUGGCACACACAGACGAUACAUUGUAUGAAUGUACUGACGGGGAAAAACACUUACCUUACGAUUCUAUUUUCAGUAGGCAUCAAAUCAUUCACACAAAAGAGGAGCCUUGCGCCUCUGCUGAUUUUGACAAGUGUUUCACCGAUAGCCCCCACGAGGCCACACAAUACCUGGAUAGUUCAGGAGAGAAACCCUUUAGUUGUAACGAUUGCGGACAGUGCUUUACAAGAAGGUCGAGUCUUCUUAGACACAGCAAAUUCCAUAGCGGAGACAAACCAUAUACAUGUCAUGUAUGUGGGAAAUGCUUCUCAAACAAGUCCCAUCUUGUGGCCCACAGGAGAAUUCAUGAGGGAGAGAAGCCAUAUGCUUGCCCUGAAUGUGGGAAAUGCUUUGCUAACCGGUCCUAUCUGUCUGUGCACAAGAGAACGCACACAGGAGAGAAACCCUAUUCGUGUCCUGAGUGUGGCAAACGCUUCACUGCCAUGCAAAGUGUUGUCAGACACCGGAGAUCUCACACAGGAGAGAAGCCUUAUGCAUGCGGUGAGUGUGGGAAACGUUUCACUAGAAGGUCAUGUCUUAACAGGCAUAACAGAUCCCACAUGAGAGUGAAACCUUUUCCUUGUUCAGAGUGUGGCCAGUGCUUCACCAACAAGGCACUUCUGGAUGCGCACAAAAUUACUCACACAGGGGUGAAGCUUUACUCGUGCACGGAGUGCGGCAAAUGCUUCACCCAAAUGGCAGCCCUCAUUGCUCAUCACCGAUCCCAUAUAGAAGAGAAUCCCUGAAGAUCUCCUAACGUAGGCACAACAGGACUGCAGAAAAAGAUCUUAUCAGGUGAUAAUACUUGAAGAAGUGGUUCAUUUCACUUCUGUACCAGCAAACUCAUGCCGAAAAGAAUCUUGAGUUCCCUUUUAUUCAAGGGAGCUGCUUUGCAUACGUUGUGCAGGAGAGAACACACAUACACACAGGUGAGAACAGAGACAGUAAAUAUAUAGAACAUUACUUUACAUUGGGGAGGGCAGAACUAUAGAGAGCUUGGAAUUUCCAUGAACAAUAAUCUUAUUUAAAAAUCUAGUUCUUCUGUAAAAGAGCAUGUUGCAGCAUUCAUAGGGAUAGAUGUACAAUUUCUGACUUUUUAGGACACAAUGCUUGAGGAAAUCUUUGUUUUGUUUGACCUGACCCCCAACCUGAGAAGUCUGCUGUAAAACUGCAAAGAUGUAAUGAAAGGUACAAAGUUUGCUCAGGGUAUUGUAACCCAUAGCAACCAAUAAGUAGGUAGCAUUUGCUGGUCUGCUGUUUGAAAUCAAAUGCCUGACUUUAUAAUGGGUUAUUAGAGAUGAUGUAAACAUUGCAUAUGUUAUUAUUACCUUAUUCCCUGGGUUGAGUGCUAACAAGUAGGCUUCUUUGCUGCAGAGCAAAGUAAAAAGACAUGUAUAAUAUAGAAGUGCCAAAUUCAUGGACCUGAACCUAUUGCCGAACUAAAUUUUAAAGUUUUUAGUAUUUAACUACCAGGGUUAGCUUAUUAUAUUCUUAAUGGAGAACUUAACCCCCUUUCUAAUAAAAACCCUUACCCUCUAUAGUCCCCCCCUCCCUUCUCUCCCCCCCCCGCACAGGAGUUAACACAAGUAAAUACCCCAUAGCCGGUAAUUACCCCCUUGUUGCAGAGUGCAACGGAGCUCACUGGGCCAUCUUCAGCCGCUUCGGUAAUCUUCGGGUCUUCUGGCGCUUUGGUAACUUUUGUCACUUUCACACAUGCGCAGUUGUAACGAACUGGGGAAAUGCUCCAACUGCACAUGCGCCGAUAUGGUGCUUCCUUACUGAAAUUACCGAAGUGGCUUAAGAUGGCCCCCAUGAGCUCCGCUGUGCUGACUCUGCAACAAGGGGUAAUUACCGGCUUAGGGGUAUUUACUUGUGUUAACUCCUGUGCGGGAGGGGGGCUAUGGAGGGUUGGGGUUUUUAUUAGAAAGGAGGUUUAGUUAUUCUUUAAGAGCUCAUGCAUUCCAUUAGAUUUAGGUGGAAUCUACUAGUAGAAAAUUAAGGCAACGUCAGACCAUAAACCACAUUUGUUCCGGCUCUUAGAGGCACAUUUGUUAAACAUUUGAGGUUGGAAAACCGUGUGUUUACAGGUUAAUGGAAACUAAUUGCAUUUCCCAUUGAUCUAACAUGUGAGCUGAAUAAACAGUUUUCACUGAACCAAUCGCAUCAGCUGUGCCACGGGUAUUUUAUGUUUUUUGUUUUGUUGUAUACAGUCUUUGGGCAGCAUUGGGUCCUAUACCUGACGGCAGCAAUCCGGUGUUCUAGAUCUGGAGCAGCACUCCAUUUUGGGAUUUAUGCUUUAUUAAGAUGACAGUGCCACUUUUAAUAAAUGUGCCCCUACAGUCCAGUUGUCUAGUUUGCAUGAAAUCACCAGAUUCCAUAGAUAAAAAUGGUUUAUAUUUUUCCAUUUUUCACCCAACCAAGUAGGUCCAGCAGAUAAUGGCCUGAAGUCCGCAAGAGCACUAAGGCAGAUUAAGGAUCAAUGUAGGAGAAAAUUCUGUUUAAAGGGGUAAGCAGGUUUUUCUUGAGGACUUAUUGAAAUAUCAAUAGCAAUGUGAUACCCAACAUCCCUGCUUGCUUAAUCAGAUGGAGAGAGGAAGCACAGUGUUGUGCUUGGUUUUACUCUGAAGUCUACUCAGAACUCUAGCAACAAAUCAAAAAACCCAAUGAAACUAUUUAGUCGAAGUGUUAGCUCCAUCUUUUCAAGGUUUAUUAAAAAAAAAAGUGUUAUUGUGUUUUUUAAUAAAACAAAUGGAAAAACUGAA